GUAUCAAGCUUCUGCAAUGGCGCCAUAGUGCUUGGUUUGACCAACUGUGCGUUCGCCUUUUACAUGCAGUGGAGGCUUGUGGCGGCUCUGCGAUCUGCAGAUGAAGGUGGAGCAAGGGCAAUGCUCCAGGAGGCUAGCACUAUCGUCUUGUACGACGUCGUCUUCUGCAUUUACGUGCUCCUCUUUGCUGCAGGGGUCAUCUUCUGCUUCUUUGGUAUUGGGUGGUGGCAGACAUGUGGUGUGGAUUCAUGGAGUCCCUUCUGGUCUGCAUUCCUCCUGCUUAUGUUCGCGCUUUGGAGUGGCGUUUUCAGCUGCUGCUGGGGCCUUAGUUUGGGCUGCUGGGGCGCCUUGGAGGGGCUCGGCGUCUCAUCCUCCGUGGCUCGCCUCUUCUUUGGCGCCGCGAGCGACGCGUCCGGCUCCGGGCCCCAG
Molecule: messenger RNA, 429 nt
Organism: Symbiodinium pilosum
Lineage: Eukaryota; Dinophyceae; Suessiales; Symbiodiniaceae
Source: the annotation of a GenBank genome assembly